This is a messenger RNA of Diplodia corticola, 609 nucleotides long. RefSeq names its product cdp-alcohol phosphatidyltransferase. The transcript has 3 exons. The coding region runs from base 1 to 609 and encodes 202 amino acids. Lineage: Eukaryota; Fungi; Ascomycota; Dothideomycetes; Botryosphaeriales; Botryosphaeriaceae. The record is from RefSeq and is a predicted model, not a curated record.
AUGCGUUCCACCGCCUCCACCAUCGCUGUCCUGUUUGCUGUUGUGGGCCUGUCGUCCACGCAGACCAUUGACCCCGACUCGGUCUCGAUCGAGAACCGAAACCAGUGGUGUCUUGCCCAGAAGUCGCAAUGCCCGCUCAUCUGCCUUCAAACCAACACGGACGCCACCACCGAGUCCAACACGUGUGACACGUCAACCCUCGCGUACUCGUGCGUUUGUGCGGACGGACUCUCGCCGAACAUCUCGCAGUACAGCCAGACGAUGCCCUACUUCAUCUGCACUGAGAACAACAACCGUUGCGUGACUGCCUGCAGCAGCGGCGACAACCAGUGCGCGAGCGAUUGCCGCACAAAGAACCUCUGCGGAGCCCAGAACCCGACUCGGGUCAAUACCACGACUACCGCCAGCACCUCGACUGCUUCGGCCACGUCGAGCUCGACCAGCGGCGGGUCCGACUACAGCAGCUUUGGCGACGGCAAUUCGGGGGAUUCGUCGAGCUCUGGAUCUGGGAGCAGCGGUGCUGGUGCCCUGGCUCUUGAUCUGGGCGCCAAGUAUGGGCUGGCCAUGGUCGUCAGCGGCCUGGUCGGCGGCGCAGCCAUUCUGCUGUGA